This is a messenger RNA of Paramuricea clavata, 1784 nucleotides long. The record is from the annotation of a GenBank genome assembly. NCBI's taxonomy places the organism in Eukaryota, Metazoa, Cnidaria, Anthozoa, Malacalcyonacea, Plexauridae.
AUGGGUGCAGAUGCUUCAUUUCCUCUCACGGCCGUCAAACCUGGCUUCUCUAUGAUGAGCAUGACAUUCCGAGAUGGUGACCGCAUAACAGUGCUGCACCUGGACAGUGCAGGAAUAUCGGCAGUUGGACAAGCUAUUAAGGACACUUGGAAGCCAGGCAUCCAUGCUGAGCAAUCACGAUGCGGCACCGGCUGGUCGUUUAAGCUUAACGGUUGCCCAUUUACCUCAUCCAAUAUUAAAACGUCCCAACAAUCUCGGCAAAUGGUAAUGCAAAUUUUGCAAAACUUGCACGGAAUCGGCUACCAGAUUGUGGCUUCGGGCACCCUUGGAUCACAGAAGGAUAGAAGCACGUUGUUUUUUAAGAAAUCGCCAUCCAAUGUCGUCACACCUCCUUUCCUAUGUGUCGGUUUCAGCGACUCCGACAAAAUUCAAUUUACGAAUUUACCCAAGCAACUUAUGAAUCCGAUCAAGGACACUAUCAAAACAUCGUGGACUAUGGGAAUUCAACGCGUAGAUGAAGAAAAUGGCGUCUUGCAGUUUAAGCUUGCUGGUACGCCAUGGUCAUGGACUGCGAAUAAUAACCAAGAGAGCAUUAUGUCCAAAAUGCUAUUGCAGGCUAUCUUUACUACACUCCAUCGUUACCAGUGGGUUUAUCAUGUAAAUGUAAAUCUUAACCGCGAUCAAGAUUGCCUAAUCUUUCGUCAUGACCCUGAGGUCAACAGCUAUGAAAUUCCUCAAUUUUGUAUGAUGAGCUUCGGCCAAGGUGAUCGCUUGCGUCUCAUCAAUGCAUCGGAUGAUGUCAUCAGUAUGAUUCGGAAAAUCGUUGAGGCCAAUUGGAGUCCGGGUCGAAUUCAAGACGAAAGAGAAUUUCAUGGUAGUUACGAGUUUAAAAUUUCUGGUCACCCGUGGAACUCGGUACGAGAAGAAUCAGCAAGAGCUCGGUAUCUCAUGCUCAAAAUAUUUCAGGAAAUGUUGCAACACGGUUGGCAUAACGUUGCAGGGUUUUACCUAAACCGCGUUUCCUCUGAUAGAGUUGUAUUGUUGUUUCAAAAACGGCAAACGGUGAACUAUCCGAUGUUUUGUAUAGCCCCACACGAUGAAGACAAGUUUUGGCUGAUUAACAUGCCCACGGAGUUAGUUUCACUUUUCAAGCAUAUUUUGCUGUCUCGUUGGUCAAAUGGAAUCCAAUCUGAAAACGAGCUACCUCUGCAUUUUGGAACUGUGUACAAGUUGAAAUUAUCUGGCACGCCGUGGUCGGGGGGUGAGAGGAAUUCACCAAUCCACGCUCGCAGCUUUCUUUGUGGUAUUAUUGAAGAGUUUUUCAAACUGGGCUGGCAGCUUAUGCUUUGUGCCGACGUCACAUCAAGGAUAGUCGUUGAUCCUGAUUACCCAUUAGAUGUGUAUUCGUUUUGGUUUGUUAACAAUACAACAUCCGCGAAGUCACAACCAUCUGCUCCAGUUUAUGAAUUCCCUGCGCACUCACAGCAAUACGGUGUUAGGAUGGUAACAUCCCCAUAUCCACUCUCGUGUCACAUCCAGGGUUCUGACAUAGGUAUGGCUGGAGCUCCACCCCUGGUAUUUAAUGAGCCACCGCCAACAUACAGUCAAGCAACUGGAUGGAAUUUAAAUGAUGCAAAGGAAUGACAAGUUAAGAUCGAGUGUAUAAUUAUACAUAUAUUUCAUUUUCAAGCAGGACACAUUCUGGAGUUGUAUUACUAAAACCGCGGUUCCUUUCUCUCGCCGAACAAACUUGUUAUGUGACUCAUGUCGACAAUCGACAAAAA